GCAUGUGAAAGACGCGUUGCCUGGUCAAUAUCGAUAAUAUAAACAUUUGAAUUCGCAUUAAAUCAGUGUCCCGAUAACUGUUAACAAAAUUUAAAACAGUUUUAUAAUACAGGUCUAAACUGGUUUAAUAGCAUCAUGGCAACUGCGUGUACAGACAAUAAAGGAUCUGAUCAUGUUAUGGAAUACUGUUGUUCCUCUUGCGAAGAAGAUGCGAUUUCUCAGGAAGCGGCUUAUCACUGCAAGAUGUGCUCCAAGUUCUUUUGUUGCCAAUGUGUAAAAUUCCGUGAAAAAUUGUUUAAAAAACAUGAAACGUACGGACGGGACGCACCAGACCAAUGGCCUGUAUCGAAAGUAACACAGGAUGUUCUAGAAAAAUGCAGGGAUCAUAUAGAUGGACACUUGAAAUUUUACUGCGAGGAUCACCGUCUGCUGUGUUGUAAUUCUUGCAUCGUGUUUAAUCAUAGGCAAUGUGCUACUGUUAUCUCUAUUGAUCACUCAUAUGAAGAAGGAAUAGCCGACGACUUGCAACAACUUCAAGAAAAGAUAGAAACCAUUCUUGAACAAUUGAAGCAGCUACAAAACAAUCAAGAAAGCAGCAUGAUAACUUUGCUUGAAUCAUACAAUGAAAGUUUGCAAGAAAUAAAAAAUGCGAGGUCCACAAUCGAUUCCAUUUUAAAUAUUCUUGAAAAGAACACUGUGCAAAAACUGGACGAGGUACUUAACAGUUUAAAUACACCUCUUAAAGAGGACUUUGAAAACACCAAAAGACUCAGUACAAACUUGAAAAACCUCGGUAAAGCAAUUCAAGAAAUGACGACAAGAGGGAAGGAACUAUCAUGCAUAGCUUACAAGAAUUGUAAGGUCAACAUACGUGAAUGUGAAAAAUAUAUACACGAGCAUUCUAAUAUUAAGGAAGUUACAAUUUCGUUUAAAACAAAUAUAUUGAUUGAGAUGUACUUAUCCCAACGAUCAAGCCUUGGCAGGAUUCUUCCUAGUAACCAAGAUGAGGAAAACCAAGAACUCAGUUUUGUAGGAGAGGCUAUGUACCAUGUGAGUAAAACAAAUGAUAGAUUUUGGACUGAAAUCCGAGGAAUGUGUGUCGACGAUGGAUUAGUUUUCAUGACUGAUAAUAACAACAAGAAUGUAAAGUUACUAAAUAGUGACUACUCCUUGUUAUGUCAAUGUGAUUUGGAUUUUUAUCCGUAUGGUAUAUACCAAUAUGGCGAAUAUCAUAAAAUAGCUAUAUCUGGGGAAUAUCGAAUACAGCUUAUUAAAACUUAUAAAAAAAACAGACAAUACAUAAUCGACAAACAUAAAAUAUUUCUAUUUCAUCACUAUUGUUGCGGGAUAGCGAUCCAUAGCGACGACAUGUACAUCACAUCAGGCACAGCGCUGUUUCACUACACUCUGAAUGGUACACCAGUGAAGAAGUUGUAUGAAGCUCCAAGCGUUCAAUAUUGUGCUGUUAACCGAAGUGGUGACAAGAUAUUUGUUACGAACUCUAGCAGCGAGCUACUCUCGCUGUCCAGGGACGGGACUAUACUCUCCAUCUUCACGGAUCGACAAUUACAAAGCCCGACCGCAGUACAUGUAACAGGAAAAGGACAAGUGUUGGUAUGUGGACGAAACACUAUUAUGCAGGUGGACAGCGAAGGGAAGAAAAAGAUUACUGCUCUAGCAAUGCCAAAUGUUAAUAAUCCAUUGUCAAUGUGCAGUUUAGGCAAGUGUGUCAUUGUAGGAUCGAAUAAAAUUCUUGAACUGAAUAUAGAGUAAUGUAAGUGUAUGCAUGUCACGCGUUGAGUAUGAUUUUGUGCAUGGCAACUGUCCGAAAAGGAAAUAACUUUUGUAAAUAAAGUGUUAAUUUUCUCACAAUGCACUGAUACUAUGAAGACAAAUAAAAUCAUUAUUUAUAAUUGUGCCUUUAAGUUUCUCGCAUAACACUUGCCAGGUAAAUCGUCGCUGGCGGUACGGUAAUGAAUUUUAAAAUACCGAUUGAGUUUGUACGCUUAUAAUAACCAGACAUGAUUCGGAAUGCAAAUAUGUAUUUCUUUGUAGGGUGUGCUGUUAUUUUCUUUUUACGAAAAAUUAUUCUGAACUACGCUUACAACAUUGAUGUAUGUUUUCACUUUGCUGUUCUCAAAUUCAUUGACGAUUGGAAAGUACAUUAUUUUUUUUAUUUUUUAUUAAUAUUCCAUGAUUGUACUGUGUAUAAUUCCAGAAAAUGUUUUGGCAAUUAAUUUGUUCAUGAUGUUUUCCACUCGAAAGACCUUUUGUAAAGUACUGCAUGUUAUAUCAUGUAUGUAAAUCAUGUAUGUACGAUGUGAAUUUAAAUUUAGUUUUACGGAUCAUUUUAAUCUCCUGCAACGAUAUCUAUUCAUACGACACAUGAACACUAACUCCGAUCCUAAUAAAAAGACGAAUGUUUCGGUUAUUGAAGGAAAAUGUGUACGAAAUAUCUUCGUCACAACGGCUCGGGGCGUUAAUUUGUCUUUGCGGCAUUUUAUUAAAUUCAUCUUUAAUGUAUAAUUUUUCUUGCCUAUUUUGUGUAAUUGUAACAUAUUUUUGAUCAAUAUAUUACAACUUAACACAUAUAAAAAUCAUGCAUACCCACUUUAAUGUGAAUAAUGUUUUCAAUUUGAUGCUAUCUACUUCAUUUACGAUCACUAAUAGCAUUAAUGUGUUGUUGUUUUUUGUUUUUAAUAUUUCAUAACCCUUUUGUGUGUAAUCAAGAUAAUGUAUAUCAAUAAAAUCGUUCAUGAUGUGUUCCACCCUAAAGACCUAUUGUAAAGUACUGCAUUUUUAUCUGUGUUUUUAAGUACAUAACAUUUGUAAAUAAAUCGCCUGCCUCUUAA
Dreissena polymorpha is the source of this 2852-nucleotide messenger RNA. RefSeq lists its product as uncharacterized. Gene Ontology annotation, molecular function: ubiquitin-protein transferase activity. Lineage: Eukaryota; Metazoa; Mollusca; Bivalvia; Myida; Dreissenidae. The transcript has 3 exons. Gene Ontology annotation, cellular component: chromatin; nucleoplasm. Bases 136 to 1773 code for a protein of 545 amino acids. The record is from RefSeq and is a predicted model, not a curated record. Gene Ontology annotation, biological process: positive regulation of DNA-templated transcription.